Molecule: messenger RNA, 9722 nt
Organism: Electrophorus electricus (electric eel)
Lineage: Eukaryota; Metazoa; Chordata; Actinopteri; Gymnotiformes; Gymnotidae
Gene: map1b
Product: microtubule-associated protein 1B
Biological process (GO): dendrite development; regulation of microtubule depolymerization; axonogenesis
Cellular component (GO): cytosol; synapse; microtubule
Molecular function (GO): microtubule binding; actin binding
Source: RefSeq, a predicted model, not a curated record
GGCUGGUAUAAAAGCCCGACCACUCCCGCUGUUUGACUACUGUCACCAGCUCACGUCAGGUUACCGACAGGGCGAGUGUGCGAGCAGUUGUGUGAAUGUGAGUUUCUGGGAGAAUGGCGACGCUCGUGGCAUCGGUAGACGCCACAGAAUCGUUCUGCGGUGCCAACAGCACCAGAACCGGGAGCAUGACCUCGCCCACGGCGUCCGCGCGUCACUUCGACGACGGCAAAUUUUACCUGUUAGUGGUCGUUGGGGAGUUGGUUACAGUCGAACACCUCAAGUGUGCCAUUGCGGACAUAGAAAAAGGAAUUCGUACAUGGGAUACAAACCUCAUUGACUGCAACUUGGACCAGGAGCUGAAGCUUUUCGUUUCUCGGCAUUCAGCCAGGUUUUCUGCCGAAGUGCGAGGACAGAAGAUUUUGCACCACAAAAGCAGUGUACUGGAGACUGUAGUGCUAAUCAACCCUUCCGAUGAGGCUGUUAGUACUGAGGUUCGCUUGUUGAUUUCGGACUCAGCCCGCCACAAGCUGCUCAUUCUGGCAGGACAGUGUUUUGAGAACACUGGUGAACUAAUUCUCCAAUCUGGUUCCUUCUCUUUUUUCAACUUCAUUGACAUUUUCACAGACCAGGAGAUUGGAGAACUUUUAAGCACCAUACAUCCUGCCAACAAAGCAAGCUUAACCCUUUUCUGUCCUGAACAUGGUGACUGGAAGAAUUCCAAUCUUGACAAACACAGCCUACAGGAUUUCAUUAACAUUAAACUAAAUUCUCCAACAAUACUUCCAGAAAUGGAGGGCCUUUCAGAGUUCACAGAAUACCUCUCAGAAUCAGUGGAAGUCCCAUCUCCCUUUGACAUGCUUGAACCUCCCACCUCAGGUGGAUUCCUAAAGUUAUCUAAACCAUGCUGCUACAUUUUUCCUGGAGGCCGGGGUGAUUCAGCACUGUUUGCUGUUAAUGGCUUCAACAUGCUUGUUAAUGGUGGAUCUGACAGGAAAUCUUGUUUUUGGAAGUUGGUACGCCAUCUAGAUCGGGUAGAUUCCAUUCUUUUGACACACAUUGGAGAUGACAACCUUCCAGGGAUCAACAGCAUGCUGCAGCGAAAAAUUGCUGAACAGGAGGAGGAGCAAUCACAGGGAUCCACAGCCAAUAGUGACUGGAUGAAGAACAUGAUCUCCCCAGAUCUUGGGGUUGUUUUCCUUAACCUGCCUCAGACGCUUGAGAACCCAGAACCAAACUACAGAGUGCGGAGAAACAUUGAGGAAGCAGCACUCACUCUGCAGUACCUUAACAAGCUGUCUUUAAAACCAGAACCCCUGCAAAGGAACAUAGGGAAUAUAAUUGAACCAGUAAUACUUUUCCAAAAAAUGGGUGUUGGAAAGCUUGAAAUGUAUGUUCUCAAUCCAGCUAAGAAUAGCAAGGAGCUGCAAUACUUUAUGAAGCAGUGGACUGGUAGUGAGAAGGACAAGGCUUCAAUUCUAUUACCAAAUGGAAAUGAAUCAGAUCUCCCAGUCUCAUAUUUGUCUUCAAUCUCUUCACUGAUUGUGUGGCAUCCUUCUAACCCAUCUGAGAAAAUAGUGCGUGUUCUGUUCCCAGGUAAUGCCACACAAAAUAACAUUCUUGAAGGCCUAGAAAAGCUAAAACAUUUGGAUUUUCUUAAGCAUCCCAUUGUCACAGAGAAAGAGCUGUCUUCAAAUAUGGCACCAGCACUCAAGCAAGCAAAGAUGAAACACAAGACAGAUAGCAAAGAGAGUCUGAAAUCUAUCUCAAAAACAUCACCAAUUAAAACCACCAGAAAGGAGUCCAAAGAAGAAGCUCCUGAAAAGACAAAAAUUGAUGCUGAAGUAACUCAGGUGGGACUGCAGAAAGUAGAGAAGAAAGAAAAAACACCUGUCAAACGAGCAAAGAAUAUGGAAAAAGAGAUAAAACCUAAAUCUGAACAAACACCAAAAAUGGACACUCCAGAAAAAAAGAAAGUUGAUAUAAAAUCAAGAGUUACCCCCAAAGAAAAAAUUAUUAAAAAGGAGGCAAAAAAAGUGAAGGAUAAGAAUGAAGAUGAUAAAAAGGAAGAAAAAAAAGAUCACAAAGUAAUAUCCCAAAAAGAGGAAAAGGUCCAAAAUGAGGAGAAGUUGAAGAAAGAGGGGGUUAAGAAGGAGGUCAAAAAGAGGGAUAUAAGGAAAAAUUCCCCCUUGAAGGAGAGCAGGAAAGAAGAAAAGAAAGAGAUUAAAAAGGAUGAGAAAGAUCUUAAAAGAGACUCAAAGAAAACUGCAAGUUUAAAAAAGAAUAUUUCUGGCAUAGGUGAAGUGAAAAAACCUGCACCAAAACCAAAAUUGGCUACACAAGGAAAGACACCAAGCAGCGCUGCAAGAUUGAAAGAAAAGGGUAAAACCAAGACUGCUAAAAAAGAUACUGGAAAAUCUGUGGCAGCUUCUGCAUCAGAAGCAGUUCCUGUGGAAGUAGCCACUAUAGCCAGCAGCACAAAUGCUCUAGAGGAUGAAAGAUCCCGUAUGUCCUCCCCAGAAGACCUUACCAAGGAAUUUGAGGCUCUAAAAUCUGAGGAGAUUGGUGAAGAUGAAGAAAGCUUACCUCAGACCAAAACAGAUGAUGCUGAGCAAAUAUUAAUUCAGCAUGAAGAAAUCACUAUUUGCAAGGACUCUCCAGGAGCAGCAGAAUCUUUGGAUGAGGGAAUAACAAGCACAGAAGCUGAAGAGGAAUGUGGAGAUACUCCAGAGGAUCUAGAGCCUAAACAAAAAAUUAAUGGCAUCAGUAGUGAGAAAUUUGAAGAUGAGGGCACAGGACUUGAAGAGUCAUCUGAGGCAGGAGAUUAUGAAGAAAAGGGAGAUACAGAAAAACUAGACGAACAGGAACCAAUAAUGGAUGAUAAGUCUAAAACACAAGGACAAAGGGUGGAGGUAAAAACAGAGGUGGAACCUGAGGACAAAUACACUGGGCCAGCAGAAUACCAAAAACAUUAUGUAGAAAAACUUGACACAGAAACUGAAAGGAUUAGUUUGGCUGUGACUACUACUCCAAGGCUCUCUGCUCCUGCCUCCCCAGCUUCUAUUCAUGAUGAAACUCUGCCAGUAGGUUCAGAGAGUGAGGUGGCCUCAGAUGAUGAGAAUCGAGAUGAGCCUCCAGAGGAAUACACUACAUCUGGGCACACACAGUCUACAAUUGAGAUCUCAAGUGUACCGACUCCCAUGGAUGAUAUGUCAACUCCAAGAGAUAUUAUGAGUGACGAGACUACAAAUGACGAAACUGAGUCCCCCUCUCAAGACUUUGUCAAGUAUGGGAUUUCAGGGGACUAUGAUCGAAAGAAACUCCCACCACUCCAAGAUGUUCCUGAAUUAGAUCAUUCAAAGAGUGAUGCAACAGAGGGUCAUGAUUAUCAUGCCUCAGCUUCUACAAUUUCACCACCAUCUUCCCUCGAAGAAGACAAAUCUUGUAAGGCUUUUUACAGUAAACAUAGUGAUGGAUUCUCUUUUGACUCAGAAAAGCUGACUGCUGCAUCUGUGCACUUGCCCCUUGUGCGUUCACCCUCUGGAGACCAGAAUGUAAAUACUGACCUCAUUCAUACAGGUGUCUCAUCACCAGUUGAGCUAGGAACUACACUUACCAUGUCAUCAAAAAGGGUCAUGGACUCUUCAAAUAGUCCAGAUGAUAAAACACUAGAGGGCACUUCUCCUCAGUCUUCAGGGCAUACACCUUACUAUCAGUCUCCAGUGGAGGAGAAGGCUGGGGCUAUACUACAUGAGGAAAUCACUGACAAUCAAGGUCCCAUUAUUAUUGAAGUAACAAGUGACAAAGAGAAUUCACCAAGGGAGGCCAGUCCUAUUGAUGAAGCUGUUCCCCUAUCACCAGCAGGAAAGGUUCCAUCCCCAGAAUGUAAACCAGUGGUUUGUUGUAGUUCUUUCACAGGGAAUGAAGGAAAAACACACUUUGAUAGUCAGUUUUCAAGUCAGAUCACACAUGCUGAUAAAAAGUCAGCAAGCGGUGACAGCUCCUCUAUUUCAUACUCACUGCCACAAACGAAACUAGAGUCUUCCUCUGAUACAAUUCCUUUAACAACUUUCAAAGAGGAAAGUAAAAUGUCCAUAUCUGAGGGAACCACAUCUGAUAAGUCAGGCUCUCCAGUUGAUGAGGUUGUUGCUGAAGAUACAUUCUCUCAUAUUGCCUCAGCCUCAACUGCAUCACUUGCAACAAGUUCUUUGCCUGAACCCACAACAGACGAUGUCUCCCCAUCAUUGCAUGCAGAAGUGGGCUCCCCGCACUCCACAGAGGUAGAUGACUCCCUGUCUGUGUCUGUUGUGCAGACUCCAACUACAAUGCAAGAAGCAGAAGUUUCCCCAUCAAAGGAAGAAAGCCCUCGGCCAAUGUCAAUCUCUCCGGAUGUUUCACCCAAAACAGCUAAAUCAAGGACACCUCAGCAGGUCCUACAGUCUCCUGAACAUUCCACAUUGUCAGUGGGGUUUGGGCAGGAAUCCCCAGAUCACUCUUUUGCAUUAGACUUCAGUAAGCAAUCACCAGAGUACCCAGCUACAGGAAGGGCCCUGUGUACAGUAACUGAAAAUGGACCAACAGAGAUUGACUACAGCCCCACAGAUGGAGCUGAUUUCAGAUCAGGAGAACAACACAAACCAGGAGGCAACAGUGAGAUACCCAUGUUUUUCAAAGAGUCUGAUGGCAGUCAAGCUGCCUCUGGUUCUCCAUCAGAUGCUUCUCAGUCCACCCCAUCUGUUACAACACCCCCCCAAAUUGGUGGUAUCCGUGAAAUGUCUCCAAAUGCAGGUACUUGUUCAGAAUCUGUCACACCAAAAAUAUUUUCUCGUAAUCAGUCGCCCGUGUCCUCUGACUCUUCUUUAGUUCUGGGAGGUCCAAGCACCUCAGAUGGACUGAACAAAGGAAAAGCAAGUCCAACCUUAUUUUGUAACGAGGGUAUUUUUAAGACAGAGGACAGCAGACCAGAUUACAUCACCCCUCCAAAAGCUGCUUCCCCCUCAUCUUCUACAGAGGCAUCUUGUUUCCCACAGGAGACUGAUGUACAUGAAGGAGGGACAGUUCCAAUUACUUCUAAAUCAUCCAUCAGUCCAAAAAUGCCAUCUCCACCCACUCUAUCCCCUAACUGGCCAGAGCCACAAUUUUCUAGCAGCUCUUCACAUGCUGAAGAAGUAGCACAGAAGAUUACUGGCAGCUCUAGAGAUCCAGACAUCCCCCAAAAAAGUGUCUCUCCCCAGUCACGGUCCAAUGUUGACUUAUGUUUGGUAACCUCUUGUGAAUAUAGACAUCCCAAGACAGAGCUCUCUCCAUCAUUCAUAAACCCCAACCCUCUUGAGUAUUUUAUGAAUGAGGAGAAUCCACUGCAAGAGGAAAAGCCUCUAACUAAGUCUGGUGGAGGACCACCCCCAACUGGAGGAAAGCUACAGAGCAAGCAGUGUGAAGAAACUCCUCCAACCUCUGUUAGUGAAUCUGCACCCACCCAAACAGAUUCUGAUGUUCCUCCAGGAACUGAAGAAUGUCCUUCCAUAACUGCAGAUGCUAACAUUGAUUCAGAAGAUGACUCAGAAACUCUACCCACAGACAGGACCCUUACAUACCGACAUGCAGACCCUCCUCCAGUUGCAUCAAGAGACUCUGCUCCCGCCCCACCCUUUCCUGAUGUUUGCAUGGUGGAUCCAGAGGCCCUCAAGGCUGAGAACAACAAACUAAAAGAUUCUAAAAAGGAAGAGGGAGAGAAGCUGAAAAAGAAGAAAACUCUCAGCAAAACUAAGUCAUCUUCACCAACUAGAAAGAAUGGCCCAACUAAAACAAGUAUGGUCAAGGAGUCAAAAGUGGCCUCUGUAAAGAUUACUGAAGAAAAAGAUGCAAAAAAUGCAACUAAUACUUCAGCAUCAAGGGGUGUGAAAACUACAGGAGGCAGCAAGGCCAACAGUGGAUUGUCAGUACCCAACUGCCCUCCAGUGUACAUGGAUCUAGUUUAUAUCCCUAAUCAUUGCAGUGCCAAAAAUGUGGAUGUAGAGUUCUUCACACGAAUACGAUCCUCAUACUACGUGGUCAGUGGCAAUGAUCAGACAGCACAGGAGCCCAGUAAAGUAGUCCUAGAUGCUCUGUUGGAGGGGAAGGCUCAAUGGGAAAAUAACAUGCAGGUCACACUGAUUCCAACCCACGAUUCUGAUGUUAUGAGGGAGUGGUAUCAGGAGACCCAUGAGAAACAGCAGGACUUGAAUAUCAUGGUUUUGGCUAGCAGCAGCACUGUGGUUAUGCAAGAUGAAUCCUUUCCUGCAUGCAAAAUUGAGUUGUGAAUUAAGGGUUUGUCAGUUAAUCAGUUACUGAAUCAUUCUGUUGAUAAACAAUGAUUGGCAACAACUUAUAAACACAUAAAAUGACUGGACAAAACCAAUUUUUUCAAUAGGUGCGGUUAUUAACGUGUGCGAGAAAGAAAUUCACAGCUACAACUUCUGUGAAAGGAAGCAUGUCUUACCCAUUCAAUAAAAAUCUUUUGAAGUCACACUAACAUUUAAUAUAAUAAAAAUAAAUAACGUUUAAUUUAUUUAAAAUAAUGUCCAAGUUGAUCGGGCAGACCAAACAUACCAUACAUAUCACCAAACAUAGAAGCAAGCAAAAAAGGUGUGUACUUUUAAAAUUUUCCCUUGAGAGUCCCUGAUGAUUUCAAAAUCAACAACCUAUAUUUAAGUCAUAUAAAGGUCCAUUACAGAUUUGAACAACAUCAUCUACUUCAAGACUUAAGUAGAAGAGUUCUAAUUUAGAUAGCUCAAAAAGGCUACGCAUUUAAAAUCAGUAAAUGAAGUAAAACAACAAAAGUUACAUUAGAAUUAGUAAAUACACCAAAGUAUGGAGGGUUAUUUAAAAAUGCCUUAGAAUGUUAUCUGAAUGUACAACACAAGUGAUUUGCUUAAUAUGAUGACUGUUAGCAGGUGUUUAUACUAUACAAUCACAAAUAUAAUGGUAAAUACAGAAUUCAGGAUAUUUAAAAAAAUAAGAAUUUAAGAUUGAUAAAAAUUUUCUUGCAGCUUUGUGAAAGAUUUGUGUAAAACCUGCAUGAAAAGUGAAUAGAAUGCUUCCUAGCAUUAAUGUCAAAUCUAAAUCAAUGCUGCUUACCAGCUGAAAAAAACAUAGAAGAAAAAAUACCUGAUUCACAGUAUACACUUCCCAAAGUCUUGCAUUUUAGUAAUGGGAAUGAAUUAAAUAAUGUCACAUUUUCACUGUGGUUUAGAAUUUUAUCAUUAGAUUAUAAAUUGGUGGAUUUAUGAAUUAACAUCAGCAGUCCAAGACAAACCAUUUGCAAGGAUGGCGCAAUAUAUAUUUUUUGUAAUCUCUGAAAUAUCCAUAUUGCUAAUCAUAACCAGUUUUUGCUUGAAAAUAUAAAGUGUCUUUUAACACUCUCAAACUUUUAGAGCACCCAAGAUUAUUGUCAGUUUGCACUAUUUAUUAUUUGCACUUCAGGGUGUGUGGAAUUAUCCUUUUUAUGAAGUAUAUUUGUUUUCUUUCCAUGCAAUUAUUAGUUACAUAUUAAUUUAUGGGAUAGUUGACGUUCCACUGUAGUUGCUACUAGAAUUAUAUUCUAGGAACAUGCAGACUUUUUUAAUUAAGUGCUCAGAGCUGUGCCAAAGUUCAAGGUGUUUCUUAUUUUGCGCUGGGAAAGAUGGAAAGAGACAUAAAGCAUAAUUUGAAUGUGUUAUGUGUAUAAAGUUCUUCUGUAUGCAUUGUUUCAUAUUUUUUCAUAUUUAUUUUGUGUUAUUUUAUUUUUUACUUAGCACUAUAGCCAGACAUUGGUUGAAUGUGGUGAAUCAAAAUGUGAUAACUGACAUUGAAGUUUAGUUUUUUAUGUUCCACACUGAAACUCAAAGAAGUACAAUGGGUUCCUACACUUAAUGAGUUUUUGGUUUUUUUGGGGGGUUUUUUUGUUUGUUUUUAAGUUAAACUGUGUUAUAGAUAAAGAUGCACAACAGGGUGAGUUAUAUUUGCAUGUGUAAAGUAAUAUACUAAAAAAUCUUUGCUUUUUUAAUAAGAAGUCAACUUACUUUUAACUGUCAACAAAUCAUGAGAGUGCUACACUUUUACAAAGUAUAUAAACCAAGAGUUUAUGUCAGAAUUUUCAUCAUUUCCAAUGUACCGUGGUUUUACUGAAUGGAAAUUAAUUGGAGACUAAGGACAGUUACCAAUCUCACUGAUUAUCCUGUUAAUGAUGCUGUGAGCAUCCUUAAAAUGUUACAAAACAGAAUCUAGUGUCUAUUCCCAAACAAGCCUUGUCAGAUUGUAUGGUUAAAUUAUGUUUUAUUGCUGGAGAUGUGUGUUGCAAAGUUACUGCAGAACUGGAUCGAAUUUCAUUACAUCUAGUAAUCACUGCUUUCCUCACAUUUUAUGAAGUAUUACAUUUUCUGUUUGGAGUCAGAAUACACUGAGAAACUCUAAAGCCAUGCAUCACUGUUAAAUCACAUUACACAAUAUGUCUUUAACAAUGGUCUCUGGUUCAGAUUAGGCAAUCAAGAAUACCAUAAAUUCCUGCCAUGUCAUGAUGGUCAAGAGACUGACAACACUACAUAUCACCGUUCAUUUCCUUAUUGCUAGUUUUUGCGCAAGUUCAUAGGUCAUCAGGGGAGGAUGGUCAAGAACAAUCAUGGCUAUCAAGGAACAUGUUGUAGGAGUUGACAAACUAGGCAGGGAAGUACCAGAAAAUUCUGACAUACUAGACAUUUUGUCAGGGUGUUGUGGGACAUCCCAGAUGCCACAUCACUGUUUUUCAAUUAAGUCAUGCUACAAGUCUCAUUCCUGACUGAAUUUGUAUAGUCUGAUCCCGGCAUAACACAGAUUGCCUAAGUACUUUCAUUUACUUUAUGUAAGGACAGUCUUGGCUUAAUCUUGUGUCAGAUAAUCUUAGCUGUUCAUCUGAGUGAAAUCUGCCUGGCAUCAGAGCAAAUCAGAUUAUGACUAUAAGGGCAAAUCAAGACACAAUAAAGCUUUCAAUAACUGACUACAUGUUUGGAUAUAGACAACCAAUCAAAAUAUGAAAAAUCAACUGUGAACUAGAUGAGCUUGUGAUCGAUGCCUCUAAUGCUUUUCUUCUGUGAAACAGUGAAAAUGCACUAGUUACUUUACAGCUCAUCUUGAAAACAAAUCAAGCUUCAGAUAAAAAGAUGUCUUGAUUUCCAUGACAACCACAGAUGUAGAGUAACAGGUACCUUUAACCACAUGCAUGACUAACAUUGUUUUUCCAGUUUAGAUCAACUGAAAUUACUUCAACAGUCAACAGCUUAUCUGGAUCAUAACACACACAAAUGCUCUGUCAUCUGUGCCCUUACUCUUUGACUAUCUCACUCUUUCUCUCUCUCUGACACACACACACACACACAUAUGUGCAGAGUUCUGUCUUUUUCCAACACUUCCCUUAAUCUUUUUCUCUCCCAACAACCUCCCACUAUUACGAUCCCUCCCCCAUCCCUGCUCAGGCCUGCGAGUGAUAGUAUGAGUAUGUCUGCAGCUUUGUUUGAAAUAUAUACCUUGUGAACUUGCAUCUUGCCUCUUUACAUUCCCAAACCCAUAUCUAAUGUAGAAAAUAGAAUCAAGUGGAAGUAUUACCUUGUGCUUUUUCUGAUGUUUGUGUGCAAUUUCCCCUUCUGCUCACUCUAAGGCAACUGAUGUAAAGGGAGCCACUAUUAAAAAAAAAUAAAACUUGAAAACAAGCCACAAUAAAUGAACUGCGGAAAUUA